CGGGGGCCUGGCCAUGGAAGAGGGAUGGAAUGUAUAUAAAGUCACACGCGCCACCCCUCCUUCGCCUCCUCCCAGAUUUCCCAUGAUUGUCUAAUACAAUCCUCAUCCAUCAACCAAAUAUUCCUCUCCUGUAGGCGGAAAGGAAGCGCGACAAGAGCUUCGUAGCAGCUCGGUACUUCCACACAACCCCAUCCAUCACCGCCCUUCCCAUCUUCUAGGCUGGCCGUUUUCCGUCUCCGUCUCCGUGACGUUAUCACCAUCAUGGGUCUUCUAGAGGCCCUCACCAUGGCGGCGGACUCGACCGUUCCCACCGGGGGAGCGGCGUCGGCGAUCCCAACCAUGGCAGCGCCCCCGCAAGCUGUCCUGCUAGACUUCUUCUUCCCCGGCUUCUCCAUGUUCUCCAACGCGGUUCAGAAGUACCUCCACAUUGACCUGAACCUCUAUAUACCGCUAGUCCUCCUGUGCGGUGCCUUCACAUUCAUUUGGCGGUAUUUCAGCGAGUACUUUUGGGGCCUGGCGGAAUCGCAUCUCAUGUCCGUCGUCGACAUCCGGACCGACGAUGAGAUCUACAACAUGCUGAUGGCCUGGGUGGCCUCGCAGCGCUUUGCCCAGGGCGCCCGCCGCUUCGUCGUCAACACCAACCUGAACUCUCGCUCCUGGUUUCUCUGGCGAUAUGAUGACGAUGACGGUGAUGAUUUCGGCGGCGACGAGGAUCCCACUGCCACCACCGACUCCAAGAAGAAGAAGGCGCUAGCCUACACGCCAACCUUUGGCAGUCACUGGUUCUGGUACAAGAACCGCCUGCUUAUCUUCCGCCGGAUCCAGAACCAGCAGCAGGCCUCGUUUCUUGUGGCCAGCGAGCGAGAGGAGAUCUCCAUUUCGUGCUUUGGCCGCAAUCCCUGGGUCCUGAAAGAGCUCCUCCACGAGGCACGCCUGGCCUACCUGAAGCGCGACGAGGCCAAGACUUUAAUCUACCGGGGCACAACCAAGAGCGGCAGCACGGAUGCGACAUGGCAGCGAUGCAUGGCGCGCACCUCACGCCCAUUCUCAACCGUCAUUCUGAACGACAAGGUCAAGACGGACCUGAUCGAUGACGUCACCGACUACCUCAAUCCGGCCACCCGGAGAUGGUACUCAAACCGCGGUAUCCCCUACCGUCGCGGCUAUCUGCUCUAUGGCCCUCCCGGAACCGGAAAGUCUUCGCUCAGCUUGGCACUUGCCGGUUUCUUCAAGAUGCGCAUCUACAUUGUCAGCCUGAGCUCGGUGAGCGCUAGUGAGGAGAACCUUGCGUCCCUCUUUGCAGAACUCCCUCGGCGCUGUGUCGUGCUUCUCGAGGAUAUCGAUACCGCCGGUCUCACACACACUAGAGAGGAUGCUAAGAAUGACACUCCGAGCGAAGACGGCGCCGAUGCCGACGAACCACCGAAGCGUAAGGUCAACAAGAAUGGAACUCCGGCCGCUCCCGUCCAGACCCCGCCCAUUGGCCGGCUGUCCUUGUCUGGUCUGCUCAAUAUCCUCGACGGCGUCGCCUCGCAGGAAGGCCGUGUCUUGAUCAUGACCACCAACCACCUCGAGAAGCUCGACAAAGCCUUGAUCCGACCUGGUCGAGUGGACAUGAUUGUCAAGUUCGACAGAGCCGACUCUCAGAUGAUCGAGUCCAUCUUCCGCGCCAUCUUCGCUCCUCUCGAGGGUGAUGAUGCCCCGCCAUCCAAGGUUCAUGGCGAGAAGGUGGUGCGCUUCAAUCCCGAAGACGAGCAGAAGAAAGCCAAUGACGCUGCCGAGGCGACCCGGAAGAGGGACGAGAUCGUUGCCAAGGUCGAGCGCCUGUCGGUCGAGUUCUCAGCCAAGAUCCCCGCGCAUGAGUUCAGUCCGGCCGAGCUCCAGGGAUACCUGCUCAAGAACAAGCGCAAACCAGAGGCUGCUGUCGAGGGAGCCGAGCAAUGGGUCUUGGACACACGCAAGGAGAAGAAGGAGAAGGAGCUGAAGGAGGCUGAGGACAAGCGUGAGGCCGAGGAGAAGGCUAAGAAGGAGACUGAGGAAACCAAGGAGGAGACGAAGGCUACCGCUGAGGCUACUGCCACUGCCACUGCCGCCGCCGCUACCCCGGCUGCCGUGGACGACAAGACAAAGCCGGCGGAAGAAGACGCCGCCGCCUCCAAGCCCAAGCUCGAGGUCCCGACUGUCACCAUCGACGCAGUCAAGGCAAAGGAUGAUGUCAUCGUCGAUGCCAACUCUCCUGGUGCGAAGACACCCGGCGGCGAUUCUGGCUAUGGCUCGCACUAACCGGUGCACGCCAAUGAUGUUACGAAUGAACGGAUAAAAGUAUGGCAGGAGCUUAAGGCUGAGAGAGAGAGAUAGCAUGUUAUGGCGUUUUGGGAACUGUGUCCGGAGGAGGUCCAUCCCCUGGGUUUUCUUUUUUACUUAUCCCCCCUUUUUGGUUCACGGUUCAUGGGGAAAUAUGGACUGGUUGUCUCUUAAACAUUAGAGCCUGGUUUGGGUUUGCAUUGGCGGGCGUAGGGCGAGGUCUUGCUUUUUGAUUUCUUGCAUUCGUCAUGACGGAUACACUUAUACUUAUAGGCACACCCCUAAAAAAUAAAGAUUAUAUAUAUUCUGACAUUUAUUUUUCCUGGUGCUUGAUCUUGGAGUGUAUGAAUAAUGA
Messenger RNA from Lasiosphaeria miniovina, 2659 nucleotides. RefSeq names its product BCS1 N terminal-domain-containing protein. Gene Ontology annotation, biological process: mitochondrial respiratory chain complex III assembly; protein insertion into mitochondrial inner membrane from matrix. The transcript has 2 exons. Bases 262 to 2283 code for a protein of 673 amino acids. Gene Ontology annotation, cellular component: mitochondrial inner membrane. NCBI's taxonomy places the organism in Eukaryota, Fungi, Ascomycota, Sordariomycetes, Sordariales, Lasiosphaeriaceae. The record is from RefSeq and is a predicted model, not a curated record. Gene Ontology annotation, molecular function: ATP hydrolysis activity; ATP binding.